CUUUACCUUGCCUUACACCUCUUCCCCAUACAUUAACUUACCUUACCAUACAUAGGCUUCAUGCCUUCCUUCCGCCCCAUCCUUUUCUCGUGGAUAUUUUAUCACCUUCCUCCCUCCUUCUAAAUCAACUUCCAUCUCUUCCCCUGAGCCUCAUCUCUCUCCAUCUCAUCACCCAUCACCCAUCACCCAACACCUAACAACAACAACUAAUACAUCACACCAAGCUUCAAUAAUACCACUUGAAACAUCAUCACUAAGAGGGACCUUCAUCUAUAUACAUAUACUCGCCAACUAGUUGUCAUCAUUAAUCAUGAACAACGCCGUCUCCCAACCGCAGCGAAGAGGUCCUUGGUCACAGUAUGAGGAUGUGUACCUGAUGGAGCUUGUUCGCACACAUGGAGCCCUCAACUGGGUUCGUAUCGCGACAACUCUGGGAACCAGAACGCCAAAGCAGUGCCGCGAGCGUUAUCAUCAAAAUCUAAAGCCAACACUCAACCACGAACCUAUCACACCCGAGGAAGGUCAAAUGAUUGAACGACUUGUCGCGGACCUCGGAAAACGCUGGGCCGAAAUUGCACGCCGUCUCAAUGGCAGGAGCGAUAAUGCCGUCAAGAACUGGUGGAAUGGUAGCCAAAAUCGACGCAGGCGCUCGGAUCGACGACGUGCUGCGCAGGAUCACCACGAAGGCUACUAUCCUACGAACCGCCCUGGACUAUCCAUCUCUACACCAGCCAUACCCAUGCCUGGAACACAACUCUCCCCCCUAACUGGCACUGCCAUGCGCCACCCCAUGCAUUCAUGGAUUGAAGCUCCUCUCCCCUCGCCAUGCUCUUCCGAUUCUGCUGAAUCCGAAAUGGGAUCCAACUACACCACAUCACCCUCCCACCAGUCCAUACAGCUCGCUGCUCCUGUCGAAUUGCCGCCGCUGCGUCACUCACACUUGCCAACAACUGGUGAUUCCAGGCUUCCCAGCUUUGACAGACUGGCUCCUCCUCCCCAUGCCUAUUCGGACAGGGCCGAGUAUCAGCCCAGACUGCCUCCUUUUGCUCCUCAAGCGCAACUACCCACCGCGCCCAAUUCGCCCGUGCAGCAGCAAUCACAGAACCGGAAAGCACAAGACUCUCGGAUGCAUCUGUCCACCCUCAUGGAUUAAGUUGAUGUCGCAGACAUGCGGUUGAAGAGGGGCCUUGGCUACACAUGUAAAGCGAUGGUAUGUGCGGGUAACAUGUAGAUAUUGAAUGGGCGUAUCGUUACCGCCAACCUCAUCGGUCGUGAGGGAAUCUCACAGGGUCCAGGGGAUAUUGUUUUGGCAAAAGAUACCAGGCGUUUAUGGAAUGGUUUCUCGGGAUUGGAAGCGAAUGAUAUUUCUACGAAUACUAACAAAUCCGAGACUGGACAUACAGUGCCAUGAUUCAGAUCUCGAAUGAGGGUUUAGCGAUUGAAAUCAAAUAAAAUAUACUUGGGAUUAUCCAA
Fusarium redolens is the source of this 1473-nucleotide messenger RNA. RefSeq names its product Homeodomain-like protein. Gene Ontology annotation, biological process: mitotic cell cycle; positive regulation of transcription by RNA polymerase II. Bases 311 to 1153 code for a protein of 280 amino acids. Lineage: Eukaryota; Fungi; Ascomycota; Sordariomycetes; Hypocreales; Nectriaceae. Gene Ontology annotation, cellular component: nucleus. The record is from RefSeq and is a predicted model, not a curated record. Gene Ontology annotation, molecular function: DNA-binding transcription factor activity, RNA polymerase II-specific; RNA polymerase II cis-regulatory region sequence-specific DNA binding. The transcript has a single exon.